Drosophila elegans is the source of this 1311-nucleotide messenger RNA. RefSeq lists its product as uncharacterized. The coding region runs from base 35 to 709 and encodes 224 amino acids. Lineage: Eukaryota; Metazoa; Arthropoda; Insecta; Diptera; Drosophilidae. The transcript has a single exon. The record is from RefSeq and is a predicted model, not a curated record.
GUUGGUGUAACUUAAUCGGACAAACUAUUAGUCCAUGUCUGGUUCCAAAAGAAGCCGCAGUAUGUUGAACUACUAUGAGUACUUUUUGCCCGGAAUCUAUGACUAUCCGGUGACUCAUAGUGCCGAGGAUACGUUCAGUGCCUAUUAUCUGGAUCCCAUUCUGGCCAGCGGCUCAUCUUCAUGGUCGAUUUCCAGUGCCACCUAUGUGGCAGGACCCUUGGGCGUGAUCAACUACCUGUCGGAUGUGCAAACCCACUUGGCUCUGCCGAUCAGCCAAAAUCUUGUAAUCGGUAAUAGUCUAAUCUAUACGACCCUCAGUUCGGAUAGCCUGGAUUCCUAUCCCCAUCAUCCGCCCCAUGACUACUCGCAGAUGGAGGAGGACGAUGGGUACGGGUAUGAGUUUCCGCAGUUGAAUCUCUGCCUGGCCCGUUUCAUUUCCGAUUCCGAGGGUGAAAGGGAGCCAGUGGAGGAAUCCCAUAUGGAUCAGUCGGCUGAUUCCCAGUGUUUUGCAAAGAGUUACUCAUCUGUGGAGAUCAGCGAGCAGUCGGGAUCAGGGGAAUCUGUUCAAUCCGAAGAAGUGCCCAAAAAGAAAAGGAAGGUAUCUCAUAAACGCACCUAUCAAGCCGAACAGGGUUACCUGGUCGAGGAACCCACCAGUGAACUUUCUGAGGAGGAUCCCGAGGAACUGCUACCCACAUCCAGGAAAUAGAUACUCCUUCAGUUGGUCCUUUUCAUUUCCGAGUUAUUUCGCACUUAAUUGUGUUAAGUUCAAAUUCGAGCAGUUGCAAAAAUCGACCAAAGAUGCGUGUUCAGAUGUAUGCAAUUGUGUAGAAUUGUAAAAACUGUUCAAAUUUGAUUUAUCGUGGCAAUUUGAUAGUGAGCACAAUAUAUAUACAUUUUAUAAAAAAUUUGUUUUGUCUUGGAAAUCCUUAGGCGAAUUUAAUAUUGUUACCAUAGCAUUUUUAAAAACUAUUAUAAACUUACACAAGCCUUUUGAAAAACCUAUUGCAUUAUUAUUAAAUUUUAACGUAUACGUGAUAUUCGUCAUGAACUAAAACCAAUUAGCAUUAAAAAGCCAAUUUUCCCUAGUUCCGUGAAAUAGAAAAAAAUCAUUUAAAAUACACGGAGCCUUUUCAAUGAAUACAAUGAUAAGGCAAAACCAUUGUUUUCAAAUAUUCCUCAUAUAUGCUCAAAUUAGGGAACCAAAUCUAAUACACAGUAGCACCUAGUCGAGACCUAAUUUGCACUUCCAUUCAGCAGCUAAUUUAAUUAUUCGCACAUGUUCAUUGGAUUUGUUCUCAGUUUCUUACU